Messenger RNA from Priceomyces carsonii, 1650 nucleotides. RefSeq lists its product as uncharacterized. The transcript has a single exon. Gene Ontology annotation, cellular component: fungal-type vacuole; plasma membrane. The coding region runs from base 1 to 1650 and encodes 549 amino acids. The record is from RefSeq and is a predicted model, not a curated record. Gene Ontology annotation, molecular function: transmembrane transporter activity. Gene Ontology annotation, biological process: transmembrane transport. NCBI's taxonomy places the organism in Eukaryota, Fungi, Ascomycota, Pichiomycetes, Serinales, Debaryomycetaceae.
AUGGAAAAGGUAGGCCCUGAGGAAGAGAAAGAUAAUGUUCCAGGGACAAUACACUUAGUGGACGUUGAGGGAUUCUUGAAUGUGGAGAAGAAAGAGGGCUCUGGUAACAAUAUUAUAUUACAUCCAAAACCAAGUAGUAAUCCAAAUGAUCCUUUAAGAUGGCCAAAAGUUAAAAAGAACUUUCAAUUUGUUUUGUUGAUUACCUGGGCUUUUAUGCAAUCGGUGUCCACAGUGUGGAUGGGCCCUGUGUACGACAUCUGGACUGUUGAGUUUGACUGUACUUACCUGCAACUUAACAAUUCGGCUGGUAUUCUCUUUGCAUGUAUUGCCAUUGGGUGUGUAACAUUGCAGCCCUUGGCAUUAAAGUUCGGUAAAAGGAUCGUAUAUUUGAUAUGCACCUUACUUGAAAUAGUAGGUAAUGCGUUAUAUCUUCAUGGUACUAUUGGUUCUCUUUAUGGAGCUUCUGCUAUUGUGGGCUUUGCCUCUUCGCCGAUGUUUUCGUUAAUUGAGAUUUCUAGUAUAGACAUAUUUUUCCAACACGAGAGGGCAGACAAAGUGUCAUACGUCGUUUUUGCGCUUUACGGAGGUGUCGCUCUUGGACCGCUUGCAGCUGGAUUUAUCACUGAAGGUGCUGGUUGGAAAUGGUCACCGUAUAUUUUGAUUAUUAUUUUUGGAACAUUAUUUUUCCUUCAGCUUUUCUUAAUGGAAGAUACAACAUUUGAAAGAGAUGACGAGAGCGAAGAGCUAGAGACAAACAUUUUACAUCAAAUCAAAUCUCAUGAAACCUUGAUGUCGGGAAAUAUACAAGAGGAGAAGAGCAAAAUAACGAAGGACCAGGUCGCAUUAAAGGUGAUGAAGUCUGUGGAUUCAAGUAUCCCAGAGAGAACAUAUAUGCAAAGAAUGCAUUUGAUUGAAACUGAAUACAGUGAUAAGAGAGGCUGGGCUAUUGUAUUUUUUAAGCCAUUUUUACUCUGUAGUUUGCCAGCAGUGGUCUGGUGUGGUAUACUUCAGUCCAUUCAACAAAUGUGGUUGACGUUCCUUUUGAAUACACAAUCAUUGUUCUUUGCGCUGCCUCCCUAUAAUUUCAGCACAGGUAUGGUUGGAGUGACGAAUCUAGCAACCUUUGUGGGCACAAUAUUAGGAAUGUUUUAUGGCGGAAGUCUAGUUGACAUAAUGACGAUUUUCUUAGCAAAAAGAAACAAUGGUAUUUUGGAGCCAGAGUUCCGUUUGUGGAACACAUUUAUUCCAUUGCUCAUCAACGGAGGUGGGUUACUUGCUUACGGCUUAGGUAUAUCAUAUGGGGCUCCUUGGGGUAUACCCGUAUGUAUUGGUCAAGGUUGUUUAGGCUUUUCUAUGGCAUCUAUGACAGGAAUUGCGUAUACAUACUGUUCCGACUGCUAUCCAAACUUAGUCGAUGAAAGUGUUGUUAUGAUUUCCUUCAUUAAUAAUGGUCUUGCAACUGUUUUCACCUUUUUCAUAUCCGAAUGGAUGGACAGAGAUGGUAUCAAUUUAAUGACGUAUUUAAUGUUCAUGAUUAGUCUUGUCUUGAAUGGAAGUUGUUUUAUUUUCAUUUUUUUCGGAAAGAAGUUUAGACGCCUUACAAAAAAUAAUUAUUAUAGAAUAAGUGAUUUGGGUAAAGUCACGAAGUGA